Messenger RNA from Beta vulgaris subsp. vulgaris (sugar beet), 1687 nucleotides. RefSeq names its product lanC-like protein GCR2. NCBI's taxonomy places the organism in Eukaryota, Viridiplantae, Streptophyta, Magnoliopsida, Caryophyllales, Amaranthaceae. Bases 224 to 1408 code for a protein of 394 amino acids. Gene Ontology annotation, cellular component: plasma membrane. Gene Ontology annotation, biological process: peptide modification; carbohydrate metabolic process. The transcript is spliced from 6 exons. The record is from RefSeq and is a predicted model, not a curated record.
UGCCAAACGAAUUUUACACGAAUCUCAUAAAGUAGCAACAAUUAGCAAAGCCUUAAUACACGAUCACACAGAACGUAAAAGCAGCAAUGUAGGAUGAACCACCUGUCCCUCGUUUGUCUCGAAAAUUCGAAGAACCUUCAUCUAUUUUUAUUCCCUUCUUCCUUCCUUCUUAACACACCGAUCAUAACAUUUUCCGAGAGAGAAAGCUCAAGAGAAGGAAACAAUGGCGGACCGUUUCUUCCCCAAUGAAAUGCCCGAUUACAUCCCAGAAUCUUCAAUCAUCACUUCUUCAACUCUUGAAACAGGAGAUUCUCUCAAAAAACUCCUCCAUCUUCCCUACAAAUCUGUCUGCGAAAUUCUCAAGAAUUCAGCUUUGCAACUCAAAGAUGCUGUGGUGAGAGAAACGUGGGCGAAGAGUGGGAAACGUGUGCAAGAUUAUUCGCUUUAUACUGGUGCAUUGGGAACAGCGUUUUUGCUGUUUAAAGCUUAUCAAGUGACUAAUAAUAAGGGUGAUCUUGCUUUGUCUUCUCAAAUUAUUCAGGCUUGUGAUUCUGCUUCCCGUGGUUCCAAAAAUGUUACUUUUAUAUGUGGACGGUCUGGUGUCUGUGCUCUUGGUGCUGUUGUUGCAAAACACGCUGGUGACGAAAAAUUAUUGAAUCACUAUGUCACGGAGUUCAAACAGAUAAAGCUUCCUGCUGAUCUUCCAUAUGAACUGCUUUAUGGAAAAACUGGUUUUCUGUGGUCGUGCUCCUUCCUAAAGAAGCAUAUUGGAGAAGACACCAUAUCUUAUUCCACUAUGAGGGAAAUUGUUUCAGACAUCAUGAAAGCGGGUAAAAAAUUGGGGAAGGGGAGAUGUCCACUGAUGUACGAGUGGCAUGGAAAAAAGUACUGGGGUGCUGCCCAUGGCCUAGCUGGAAUCUUGCACGUCUUGAUGAGUAUGGAGCUGACACUAGAUGAGCAAGAAGAUAUAAAAUCUGUGCUACGCUAUAUGAUUAGAGGACGUUUCCCUGGUGGGAACUAUCCUUCAAGUGAAGGAAGUGAAUCAGAUCGUCUUGUCCAUUGGUGCCAUGGUGCUCCUGGGUUAGCCCUUACCCUAGCAAAAGCAUAUGAGGUUUUUGGAGAUAAAGAACUGCUACAAGCUGCUGUAGAUGCUGCAGAAGUAGUGUGGAACCGAGGUCUACUUAAAAGAGUUGGGAUUUGCCAUGGUAUCAGCGGGAACACCUACGUAUUCCUUGCCCUUUAUCGUCUAACCGGCAAUGCUGAGUAUUUGUAUAGAGCCAAAGCAUUUGCUAGUUUUCUGCAUGAUAGAGCUCGAAGGCUCAUCGCAGAGGGUUUAUGCAUGGAGGUGACCGCCCUUAUUCACUGUUUGAAGGGCUUGGAGGAAUGGCUUAUCUGUUCUUGGAUAUGAAUGAACCAGCUGAAGCAAGGUUCCCUGCUUAUGAGCUGUAGAUUCUUUUCCAAGGAAAGGGUAUGUAUUAUGUAUAUGCGCUGUAUUUUUGUAGAAAAUACUCAACCAUAGAAAAAACUUCGCAAGAAAGAAGAAACGGCUGAAGCUUUACUAAUGUAGAUUUUAUACGACACCACAGUUUGUAAGUAACAUAAAAAGAGCCAGUGAUUUUACUAUGACGGUUAGUACUAUGUAUAUCUGGCUUCUCUGGCAAUAAUCUAAUAAUGGUAUUUUUGAUAA